Rhizophagus irregularis DAOM 181602=DAOM 197198 is the source of this 693-nucleotide messenger RNA. RefSeq lists its product as uncharacterized. The record is from RefSeq and is a predicted model, not a curated record. Lineage: Eukaryota; Fungi; Glomeromycota; Glomeromycetes; Glomerales; Glomeraceae.
AUGGCUAAAGAUGUAAAAAAGAUUGCUAGUACUACUUGUAAGAAAAUGACUGGAGGAAAAUCUAAGUUUGCAUCUAAAACUAAAUCUAAGAAAAAGAAGAAAAAAUCAUAUAGCUCUAAGCGAAUUAACUCCUAUACAAUUUCUGAUGAAUCCUUUUCAGAGUCUAGCAGUAAUGAUGAUGAUGCAACAUCUAGUAAAGAUAAACUUGAGACCAAUGCUCUAGUCCAUGGUGAAGAAAUAGCUUUCAAAUCAUCUAAAACUAUCAUUCAUUGCAAAAUCAGUUCACCAUUAAGAAAAAUUGUACAAGUGCCUUCCGCAUUGAUUGAUAGUGACGCCAAUUGCUCAGUCCUCUCAAAAGGUCUUAUAAAGUUACUGGGUGCAGAAAUCAAUAAAAAUAAAAAGCCUCCUGUUAAGUGGAAUUUUUCUUCUAGUUCAUCUACCAAAGCGGAAGCAUUGUUUAAGAUGAACCCCAAAAAUGUACACACUUACGCUACAGUUUUGGGUGUUGGAAGUGGCUCUGUCAUUGGAGUCUGGAAAGCGGUGGAAAGUUCAGUUGGUAAAAUGGAGGAAAGACUGGAGAAACAGAUCAAUAAUAAGAUGGAAGGAAGAAUCAAUCAACGGCUCAAUAAAACAGACGUGCAAUUAUUGAGGGAAUCGCUUUCAAGGAGAACUCACCCUAGGUGCAUUAAUUGA